Anopheles funestus (African malaria mosquito) is the source of this 3916-nucleotide messenger RNA. RefSeq names its product zinc finger protein 91-like. The record is from RefSeq and is a predicted model, not a curated record. NCBI's taxonomy places the organism in Eukaryota, Metazoa, Arthropoda, Insecta, Diptera, Culicidae. Gene Ontology annotation, molecular function: zinc ion binding; RNA polymerase II cis-regulatory region sequence-specific DNA binding; DNA-binding transcription activator activity, RNA polymerase II-specific. Gene Ontology annotation, cellular component: nucleus. Bases 101 to 3679 code for a protein of 1192 amino acids. Gene Ontology annotation, biological process: regulation of transcription by RNA polymerase II. The transcript has 8 exons.
UGAUGUCUCUCUAAUUUUCCUACGAGAAAAUUUCAGAAUCAAAUUCAAUUCUAGUUUUUCGGUAGUAAUAAGAGACGUAUACCCUAUCUAAUCUUAUACAAUGGAUAUAGGAAACAGCACAGAUCCGGAAAUGCUGCCAGGUUGUUGCCGUAUUUGUGUUUCAACGUGCGAUGUACGAUUUUGCAUUCACGAACAGCAGGAAAGUUCUUUAAGCUUACACUUAAUGCUGGCAAAGCUGUUUCCAGCUGUGUUUAAUUUGGAGCAGGUGGAGCACGACCGCAGCAGGAACUGGCCGGCUGCAAUCUGCCAAGAAUGUAAAUGUAAAGUGAUCAAUGCGUACACGUUGUAUGAACUGUGUGAAAAAAGUGUGGAUUUGCUGAAUCAGCAACAGUUUGAAAUGAGCAGUGGUGAGGGAGGAAAUACAAGCAACGAGUAUUAUUACAGCAACAAACCAUCGGAGGAUGUAGCACUGGAAAUAGAGAACGUAUUUAGCGUAAAGCUGGAAAAGCCUAACCACAGUAUGAAUUGGCCAUCUACACUAUCUCAAGACGAUAAGUGUAAAGUGCCAAAGUCGUGCGUGUUGCAUGCCCAAUCUGAGAAGAACAUCGAAUUCUCGGACCACAAACAGCUUGAAACGAACGACGACGGGGCGCUCGUUGUAACAAAGGAAGCGUAUUUCACAAACGACCUGCCAGAAAAAGUACCGCCGGUUACCGAGGAAAAUCCGUUUGAAGAAGGAUUACCCGUGGAGCUUAUUGUUCUCGAUACAUUUUCUCAAACUGUGCGAAAAUCUAAGAGGAUAUCGUUCAAAAAGCGCCAAAAUGUAAUGCACACUGUAACGAAAAGAAAGCAAACUAAACCCGGCAAACUUAGCUGUUCCGAAGAACAUGAAGACUUGAACGAUAAAAGUAAUGGAAAACGGACAAAGUUACACAGCGACGAUGGCAGUCUUUCGGAUGAGAAAAGUAAAGAAAACCUACAUUUGCAUUUCGAUGCCAAAACUUCCCGUACGGCUUCGUCCAAAGCUCGUGGCAGCAAGCUCAAAAGAGUUAAAACAAAAAUCGAUUCACCAGAAACAAUACACGUAGAUGCAGAAAAUCUGGAGACCAAAAUCGAUCUGUACCGUUGUUUGUUUUGUGAUGCACCGACCUACUCCUCACCAAAAGAACUCACCGAGCAUUUGAAAGAAAAUCAUCCCGAUCAACUACGGCGUUGCGAACACUGUCCGAAGGUGUUCGUGACUCAAACGUCCUUCGAGCAGCAUCAAUACUGCCAUGCAACAGGACGAUCCUACUUUUGCACGUUUUGCGACAAAGGAUUUCAAACCGAAAAGCUGCUUAACAGUCACAUACGUACUCAUACCCACCGGUUGAACUUUUUGUGUUCUCACUGUGGCAAAGAGUUUAACAACAAGAGUAAUCUACGUCAACACAUAAUUAGCCAUUCGGGUGAUAAACCGUGGGCAUGCAAUCUGUGUCCGUGUCGCUUUAGUACGAAAGGCGGAUUAACGAUACAUCAAAAUACACACACGAAAGUAAAAGCGUUCAGCUGCGAUACCUGUGGGUCGCAGUUUAAUAAACAUUACUCACUCAUCAAGCACAAGCUGAUUCAUACAGGCGAGCGUCCGUUCGGUUGCGAAGUUUGUGGCAUGCGGUUUACUACGAGCUACAUGGUUAAACGUCACAUGCGUACUCAUACGGGUGAGAAACCAUUUAAGUGCACUUACUGCGAUCGCAGCUUCUCACAAAGCAACGAUAUGGUGAAGCAUAUGAAAAUACACGUUGGCAAUACGCCGUACCAGUGCGAUCGUUGUGACGUAUCGUUUAGGUUGCUCACGGAUCUACGCAAUCACUACAAAGAGCAUUAUCAGAAGGGUGAACAUGGUCCAGGUUCAUCGCCGGAAAAUGGUGAAGGUAUACGCUUUACCAGCAUUGACAUUUUGCAGUUAAGAUUUAAAAAAGAAAAGGGAACAUUAUUAGGAAACGAAUUUCUCGAUUUGUGUGGUUUGCUUCAUUUUACAACAAUGAAUGUGGAGGAGGUUUGGCAUACGGCGGAUCCAGGGAGUUGUUGCCGCAUAUGUGUAGUGCAAAUGGAUGAAUGUUACCGGAUGCACGAACCACUGGAUGCAAACGCCACGACGAGUUUGCAAAUCGUUCUGGAGAAGAUAUUUCCAGCUGUGUUCAAUGAAGUGCAACUGCAGCACGACUACAGCAUGAACUGGCCAACGGCGGUGUGUCGAGAUUGUAAACGGAAAGUACAAGAUGCGUACGAACUGUACGAGAGCUGCCUUGAUAGCUGUGAUAAGCUACAGAAGAGAGGUUUUACCAAGGAGAAGUUUCACGAAGAAGUUUCACAAAUACUCCAUCCGGUGGAUUGUAUUAUCGAUGAACCAACGGAAGAGUUUGUAGAAUGUGAUCUUAUAGCCGAAGGCGCUGAGGAACCGGAAGAAAUCCUGACCGUUUCACGACGAUCCGUAAAAACGCGCCAAAACGAGAUGAAAGGAACAGCAAAAGCUCAGAAAGCUUCAACCGUCCCUGAGCACGCGGACAUUAAGGAAGAAAUUAAUGAGCUAACAAUAGAAGAACUGAUUGAUGAAAAUGAUACAGAAUUUGUUGAAGAAAAGAUCACCGAGCCUGAUUGGGAACCACCAGCACGUAAAGCCAGAAAACCCAGAACCCAGAAAACAAAACUAAAAACCGAAAAUACUUCACGGGAACGGAAAAAGAGAGAGACGAAAGUAGUGAUGAAGCAGAAAGAUAAGGAACAGGAAGAAUUGUUGGAAUCAAAAAUAGAAGUACAUCCAUGCCAGCUAUGCGUUGGACUUACGUAUGCGUCACCAAAUGAUUUGUCUGAUCAUUUGAAGGCGGAGCAUUCGAAUCAGAUACAAUCAUGUGAAAAGUGCCCAAAGGUUUUCGUUAGCGAUCAAGCUUUCCAGCAUCAUCAGUACUGCCACGCUACGGGACGUUCGUUCUUCUGUGUGUUUUGUGACAAGGGUUAUCAGACGGAAGUUCUUCUAAAAAAUCACCUUAAGUCACAUACACGAGACCCGAAAUUUCUAUGUUCCAUUUGCGGAAAGGGAUUUACAAAUAAAAGCGGUCUUCAGAAACACAUGACAUUCCAUACGGAUAGCAAGUCAUGGCCUUGCAGUUUAUGCCCAUGCCGUUUCAAUACAAAAGCUUGCUUAACUGUACACAUGCGCACACACUCGAAAAACAAGAUUUACACUUGUUCGACCUGCGGUUCACAGUUCAACAAGCAUUAUUCGAUGGUCAAGCAUCAGAUAAUUCACACAGGAGAGCGUCCGUUUGUGUGUGAUCUAUGUCCCAUGAGGUUUGUCUCGCCAUAUCACGUAAAGCGUCACAUGCUUACGCACACGGGUGAAAAGCCUUAUAAGUGCACCUACUGCGAUCGAAGCUUUGCACAAAGCAACGUUUUGGUAAAACACAUGCGCACACACAUCGGUGACAAUCCGUAUCAGUGCGAUCGUUGUGACGCAUCCUUCCGGCUGCUGAAGGAUCUGCGCAACCACUACAAAGAGCACUAUGACGAGAGUGAGAAAGGAAUUGGUCCCUCGCCGGUGGUGGACGAUAAGGAUAUUCGUUUUACUAGUACCGAAAUAUUAAAGCUACGAUACCAAAAAGAAAUGAUUCAAAGAGUUGAGGUCAGCUACGACAAUUAAUCGGUAUUUGCCGGACGAUUUAAUGAUGUAUGGGUAGAAGUAUAUUUUUAAUACAACACAUUUUACUUUACCUGCAUACGUGUAUUUUACUCGUAGUUUUCGCUAUCGCAGGUUUAAUUUCUAUAAUUUUAAUUUUCAUAGCUAAUGUUAGUUUAACAUUUAAAGGAGGCGCCGGUUGGUUAAUGGUAACGGAACCGGAGUACCAUUCGUAGGUCGUUACCCUAGGAGGAAUAGUUC